Durio zibethinus is the source of this 1773-nucleotide messenger RNA. RefSeq names its product 7-ethoxycoumarin O-deethylase-like. The record is from RefSeq and is a predicted model, not a curated record. NCBI's taxonomy places the organism in Eukaryota, Viridiplantae, Streptophyta, Magnoliopsida, Malvales, Malvaceae. Gene Ontology annotation, molecular function: oxidoreductase activity, acting on paired donors, with incorporation or reduction of molecular oxygen; iron ion binding; monooxygenase activity.
UUAGACUGUGCGCUUCCUGGUUACCUCUGUGUUUCAACCUGCAACUUCUUUUUCCUCCCAAAGCAACAAGAUGUUGCAAACAGCUUUCAGCUCGUAUUCAUGGCUAUUGAAUGCUAGCAACCAGAAAGAUGGAUUCUUUCCAGGUGCUUUCUCAUUUCUGAUCGCCAUUUUGGCAAUUUCACUCUGGCACGUAUGGACUAUUCGGAAGUCAAGGAAGCCAACCGCUCCAUUACCGCCUGGCCCCCGUGGUUUGCCAAUCGUGGGAUAUCUUCCAUUUCUUGGAACUGAUAAUCUUCACCUGGUGUUUACAGAUUUGGCUGGAGUCUAUGGUCCUAUCUAUAAACUUUGGCUUGGAAACAAACUAUGCGUGGUAAUUAGCUCACCAUCGCUAGCAAAAGAAGUGGUUCGUGACCACGACAUAACAUUUUCUGAGCGGGAUCCUCCCAUUGCUGCAAAGAUCUGUACCUUUGGCUGCAAUGAUAUUGUAUUUGACUCCUACAGUAGUCCUGACUGGAGAAAGAAGAGAAAAGUUCUUGUACGUGAAAUGCUUAACAAUACUAGCAUCAAAGCUUGUUAUGGUCUAAGGAGAGAACAAGUGAUAAAAACCAUUAAAGAUGUGUAUAAAAAUGCUGGCAAGCCAAUUGAUUUUGGUGAAUUGGCAUUUUUAGCAUCAAUCAACUCGGUCAUGAGCAUGCUGUGGGGAGGCAAACAGGGAGGAGAUCAGAAAGGUGCUCAAAUUUGGAGCGAGUUUCGAGAUCUUAUAACAGAAUUAAUGGUGAUAUUGGGAAAACCAAACAUUUCCGAUAUUUUCCCCGUGCUUGCGAGGUUUGACAUGCAAGGACUGGAGAGGGAAAUGAAGAAAAUCUCUCAUUUGUUUGAUCAACUUUUCGACUCUAUGAUUGAAGCAAGAGUAAACGUGGCCAACAAAAUGGAAAAAGAUGAUGGAAAGACUGACCAAAAGGACUUCUUGCAGCUUCUUUUGGAACUCAAGGAGAAGAAUGAUAGCGCAACAUCAAUUACAAUGAAUCAACUCAAGGCCCUGCUGAUGGACAUUGUGGUGGGUGGAACUGAUACUACAUCGACAAUGAUGGAGUGGACAAUGGCAGAGCUAAUGCAACAUCCUGAAGUAAUGGAAAAGGUGAGGAAAGAAAUAGCUGAUGUUGUCGGUCCAAACAGCAGCGUUGACGAGGUUCACUUGCCUAAUUUGCGCUAUCUAGAUGCUGUAGUAAAGGAGACCUUCCGGUUGCACCCACCUAUGCCCCUCCUUGUGCCCCGUUGUCCGGGCCAAUCAACCACUGUUGGUGGCUAUAGCGUACCAAAGGGCACAAGGGUCUUCCUAAAUAUUUGGUCUAUUCAGAGGGAUCCACAGGUUUGGGACAAUUCUACAGAAUUCCAACCUGAGAGGUUCUUGAAUGAUCCUGACAAGUUUGAUUACUUGGGAAAUGAUUGCCGGUACAUGCCAUUUGGCUCCGGAAGGAGAAUGUGUGCAGGAGUUUCUCUUGGGGAGAGGAUGCUAUAUUCCACGUUGGCCUCAUUGCUGCAUGCUUUUGACUGGAAAUUGCCUCAGGGUGCAGAACAAGACUUGACCGGCAGAUUUGGAAUUAUCAUGAAGAAAAUGAAGCCUAUAGUUGUUAUUCCAACACCAAGAUCAUCUAAUAUCGAGCACUAUAUCAAAUAACUGUGUUAUUCGUUGCCUCUUUAGCAUUAUUUGGCAACAGUACUAUGUAUCGGGUCAUAAAGCUUGUCAAAUAAUCAAUCAAACAAUAAUGAAUU